Messenger RNA from Sphaerodactylus townsendi, 1828 nucleotides. It is a transcript of the gene YJU2B, whose product is annotated as YJU2 splicing factor homolog B. The record is from RefSeq and is a predicted model, not a curated record. The transcript has a single exon. NCBI's taxonomy places the organism in Eukaryota, Metazoa, Chordata, Lepidosauria, Squamata, Sphaerodactylidae. The annotation marks the transcript as partial.
UUGAGCCUGGAAGCAAAUGUGAGGACUGGUGUAUCCCCCCACCCCCCCACUAACUUCGGCUCCCCCUUUCACCUUCCAGCCUACGAAGACAAGCAGAAGCAGAAGCGCAGCGCAAUUGCUGACCGCCCCUGGUUCUCAUCGCCUCCGGCCUCCGGCACCAAAUCUAACGACACCCUGAGAAAGCUGGGCCUGUCUGGGAAAUCCCCGGCCGGCAAGUCACCCAUAGAUAUGACAAGCCUUGGAGUCCUGCGUCGGAAAUCCCGAGACGGGCCUGGAGCUUCCACGGAAGAGGUGGCGGCGGAGGACCGACAGGGCCGGGACAGCGCGCCCCUUGACGCCCCAGCGGUGGCAGACGGCGGCUCCCAAACAGCCGAAGGAAAUGCUUCGUGCAGUUCGGCCGCCUCGCUAGUUGCAGAUUAUUCAGACUCUUCGUCCGAUGCCGAUGCUGAACUGUGAGCUGCGGAGUCCGGCGGCUCUUCUUCAGAGGUGACUGGAACAGGUGUUCCAGUGGCUGCGUCUUCUGAAGCGGUGAGAGGCUCUCCUGUUGGCAGCUGCAGGGCUGGCCAGCUGGAUGCCUGAAUAAAAGACUCUCUCUGUGUGGAGGCACACACAUGUACAAAUAUGUUCUUGAGAGAUACCGUCUGUUCCUUUUCCUUGAGCGGUUUGUGCCUCUGGGGCUGCCAUUGAAGCAGGACCCCUUCCGUGCUUUCUCUGGUGCCAGAAUCCCUCCUUGCUGAGAAUCCGAGAGCUUCGCACACAGAGCCCACCCCGCCGCACAAAGCCACAGGUCUGAGUUUGCAGGGGGAAGGGAGAACCAAAGCCAAGGGAUUCUGUAACCUGAGUUGUUUGCUGCAAGAUGUUAGACCUUCCCUAAUAACGAGAAAGGCCAGAUUUUGCUGCGUGGAGAGGGGUACGUAGAUUUGCACGGGCGGCUGGUGAAAUGCCCACUCCAUGUUUGUCCACCAGGUCACGGAACAUCUGAAGGCCAGGCACGCAUGAGAGAGAAAGCAAGAUCCUGACCCCCUCCCGAGUUGUCCUGUACUGCCUAGGUUUUUUAAAACUUUGCCCGCUUGGUAACCUGUUCUGUCGUUCAGGAAGGAUUAUUAGUUUUCAUGCUGUUUUGCAGUUUUGUUAAUCAGGGAAGGAAGGCUGGGAUUUGUGGGCAAUUGGGAGGGGGUGCAACUCUACAGUGUAGAGUCUCUACUGAUUGCGGAGGCACCCCCCCCCCCAGUUAAUGCCUUAUAUGAUACUAUAAUGCCCUAUACUAGGAUGCCAUGAGUCUGAAGGAGUUGGUUACAGAUUAUUGCUUUCAUUUAAGCAAAAAGCUCCUGUCUUUUCUGGCUGUGAAGAUCUGAAUGGAAGUGUGUAAGCAAAACAUGCUGGAGCUGCAGAAGCCAGUGGGGUGGGCGGGCAGGGCUUAAGUGCCCCCCCCUCCAAGAUCUUCCCCUCUCCAUGAGCAGCAGAGCUGUUUGUUUGCUGUUGCCCCCCAAGCCGUUCCAGCAAUUUAGAACGGAGCCAGAGCAAAUGCCAGAACUGUCCUGCGGAUGGGAGACUGUCCUUGAUGGGAACUGAAGGGUUCGGCUGUUCUUUGGGCCAGUUUAAGGCGGACAAGAGCAGGGCUAAGAAACGGGAUGGGAAACUUGCGGGCCCCUCCCUCAGCCUGAUACAUGACAGGCACGUCAUCAACAUGGCAGAACAAACAUUGAACCGUUGCUCAUUCAGAAUCACAGGUGGCAGAAUUCAGUUUCCCACGAGGCAGAAUGUGGAUUGCCCAGAUGUGGAAUUAUUCUUUCAGCGUGGAAUAAACGCAACCCUGGUUCUACCACGA